UAGCAUUUAUCGCGCAAUUAAACAAUGUAGUAACACACAAGCUCCAUGCUCGGUGCAAAUUAAUUUAAUUCAGUGCGUGUUUCUUUACACCGAACAGUGUUACUCUCGAGCGCGGCGAUUAUCGAAAACAUGAGUGCGGAAUAAUCACGCGUAAUUGAUUCAAUUUCUUGUGGUGUUGUGGUGAUUAGGAAAAGGAGCCAGGUACUCCGGAGGGUCAGCCCCGUCACAGUUCGACUGCAGCAUAGUGCGUAGAGGAUAGUCCUUGACCAUGUCUACUGGAGACACCGUUCUCAACUCAUAUGAUGCUGGACACCAGCCUUAUAUCCACGACCCUAAACGGGGCAAAUGGGAGAAUCAGUGGGAUUUUUACCUCGCGUGCUUCACGAAUGUGUUCAGUAUGCGAAAUUUUGUGAUGUUUGCGGCUUUGAUGCAUAUUUCAGGUGGCGGGUACAUUUUCCUUCCCAUUUUGAUAAAUACAUUUUUGUAUUUAAUUCCGGUAUUUUUUGUUCAGUCGUUCAUGGGACAGUUUUCAAGUACGGGAUACAUUACAGUCUUUCGGGUAUCACCUCUAUUUAAGGGAAUUGGCUAUAUAAUUCUUGCGUUGAAUUUUUCGUCAGUUAUUUAUGGCAGCUCGGUAGCAACGUUUCCUUUUUUAUUUUUCCUUAAAUCCUUUCAACUGAACACAACAUGGAUGUAUUGUGAUAAUUCGUGGAAUUCUGAAAAUUGUACGGAAACUUCUGAUAGAGGCCCAUACAUUCAGAGUAACGAUUUAAACAUAUCGGACUCUUUGGAGCCCCUUUAUGAAUAUUACUAUCAUGGCAUAGUGAAAGUCAGUUACGAUCCCGAUGUAAAGGACAUAUCCUGGCCGAUGAUCCUUGGCGAACUACUAAUUUGGAUAGUAGUCGGUUGUGUUAUAUUCCGCGGUAUAAAAGUGGUGGGACAAUUUCUCCGUUACACAACUAUUAUAACAGCAGGAAUUGCUUUCAUUCUGUUUAUAAGGACUCUUUGUUUACCCGAAUUAAUACUCACUACGAGUAAACUGUUUGAUGUUAGGGGCAGGGCAGGACUUCUUCAUCCAUUGCCAUGGGUGAUCAGCCCCCUUUUGUGCUCUGCGGCACUUGGCAAAGGCUGGGGCACAACAUUGACUUUGGCAAGCUUUCAACCGUUCCGAAAAAACACUGAAGCAUAUUCGACCUGGAUACCUGUAGUGAUGAUGACCGUAGCGAUGAUUUGUGGAUACAUGGUAGCGAUCAUUGGAGUAUUUGUCUCCUGUCGAACCCCAAUGGCCUUGCAUUUUUUUGACUUUGAUAGUUUUGAAUAUCUUUUUAUUGCUGUUCCAUAUUUUUUCGGAAAAUUGGAGGCAUCUCAGAUGUGGUCAAUGCUAUUUUAUUUAAUGUUAUUCCUGUCAGAAUUGAAUUCAGUUAUAAUUCGGACAUUCGCUAUCGUUACAUCUCUUUGCGACGAAUAUGUGCAACUAAGGCGAUGGAAAUAUGAAUUGGGAGUGGGCUUAUGCGCAAUUUGUUUCUUGUUAUCAACGAUCUUCGGUACCGAGUAUUUCGCCUAUGCAUAUAGACAGUUUUCGAGUUCAGGAUACACCAAUCAACUGCUGAUCUCCUUCCUCGAAAUAUUAAUCAUUGUAUGGAUUUAUGGUCGUGAACGCUUCCUACGAGAUGUUCGUUUCAUGCUGGUCAGAAACAUUUCAGUAGUGAAAUUCUACAUUUUGCGAUUUAUCUCACCAAUUUGUAUCCUGAUUAGUGCGGUCAUCCACGGGCUCACGACGGUUCUGGUAAUGAUUGAAGAACCCACACCGAUUCAUGUGCACAGUGUCAUAUUUAUAGUUAAAGGACUGCCGUGGGUGUUCAUCCCAUGGUACAUGAUUGCCAAGUUACUUGCAACCAUUGGAACUAUCCCAGAAAGGUUUAGGAAGUGCACCAGACCAAUGGAUUGGUAUCCGGCUGACCCUGUUGAUAGGCAAAAGUAUGAAAUGGCGCUCGGAGCUUCGGAUGUUUCACAGCAGCUUUUGGAAAUGAAUGACAGUGUCCUGUAAAAAGAAUUAUUUUAUUUUGUUAAGAAUUUUGUGAGUUUCCUUCGGAACAAAAUGUUCGGAUAUUGAGAUAAUA
Hermetia illucens (black soldier fly) is the source of this 2120-nucleotide messenger RNA. Its product is annotated as sodium- and chloride-dependent glycine transporter 1-like. The record is from RefSeq and is a predicted model, not a curated record. Gene Ontology annotation, biological process: sodium ion transmembrane transport. The transcript has 10 exons. NCBI's taxonomy places the organism in Eukaryota, Metazoa, Arthropoda, Insecta, Diptera, Stratiomyidae. Bases 269 to 2047 code for a protein of 592 amino acids. Gene Ontology annotation, cellular component: membrane.